AUGGAAGUAUCUGGACGAAAAGGACAUAUUGUUUGUGAACCGUGUGCAGAAGAUGGAGACGACAUUACUGCUGACGGAUGUUGUAAAGAAUGUGAAGAGAAUAUGUGCAGUAAAUGUUUUCAACAUCACCGGAAGGGCAAACAUUGCAGAAACCACGCGUUUCUCUAUGCAGAAUAUAGUGGAACACCGUCUGCUUUAAAAAUAAAGCCAGUAGGAUUGAUAGACAAAUGUCCAAAGCAUGUUGAAAAGAAAAUAAACUUCUACUGUGAAGCUCACGAAAUAGUUGGUUGCGGAGAAUGCAUAAUACACGAGCAUAAAACAUGUGAAGUUUUAUAUAUAUCAGAUGUGACAAGGGGACAGAACGAAAAUGAGUAUAUAGAAGAGGUUGUUAAAGAAAUAGAAAAUUGCAGCAACGAAAUUAAAGAAUACGAGAAAGAAAUACAUAGAAAUAUUGAUAAAGUGAAAGCUACACAUGUAAAAUUCAGUUAUGAUGCUGAGCGAUUUAAGCAAGAUAUAUUGGAAAAAAUAGAUAAACUCAUAUUUGAUGCAUGCAAACAGGCCAGUUUUAUAAAAACUGAUAUAUUGAGUGCAUUAGGGAAGCUAAAGGAAGAAGUAUCUAAAGUAACAGAUGAGUUAUCAUCAAUGAAGACUAAGGCCGACAUAGAGAAAAAUGAGCCAACCGGUAACUUUGUCAUGGCCUUAUGGUUAAGAAAGAGAUUAAAGGAAAUAGAAGACGAUUUAAUAGAAAUUGGCAAAAGGACUAUUGUGACAAAAUAUAGGUUUCUGAAAAAUGAAAACAUUGAACAAGAAGUUGAAAAAUGCAAGGGACGUGACUUAUUUCGAAGAGGUCUAGGUAAGGAAAAUGAUUAA
This is a messenger RNA of Ruditapes philippinarum (Manila clam), 870 nucleotides long. RefSeq names its product E3 ubiquitin-protein ligase TRIM45-like. The record is from RefSeq and is a predicted model, not a curated record. The transcript has a single exon. NCBI's taxonomy places the organism in Eukaryota, Metazoa, Mollusca, Bivalvia, Venerida, Veneridae. The coding region runs from base 1 to 870 and encodes 289 amino acids.